ACAACAGAAGGAAAACUAGAAAAUGAAAUAUCUGGAAAUUAAACAAUCCAUUUUUAAACAACCAGUGGAUCAAAGAAGAAAUCACAAGGGAAAUUAGAAAGUACUUUGAACAAAUGAAAACAAAAACACAACACACCCAAACUUAUGGGAUGCAGCAGAAGCAGGGCUAUGAAGCAAAUUUAUAGCUGUAAAGGCAUACAGAUGUCAAAUCACAACCAUCAGAAGAAAAGAAAUAAUAAAGAUUCCAGGGGAGAUAAAUGAAAUAGAGCAGAGAAAAACAGUAGAGAAGAUCAAUGAAACAAAAACUGGAUUUUUGAAAAGGCUGUCUCCUGUGCUGUAGUUUUCAGCAAGACCCUGGAUCAAACUUCACUCACAACACUCAGGUUGUGCUUUUAUUUUUUUUCCUUUCAGCAGACAGUUACCAUUUUUUGUUGUUGCUGAGAAUAAUUAAGAACUACUCAGCAAAUUUCAGGUAUACCAUGCAGUGCUGUUAACUGUAGUCACCAUGCUGUGCAUUAGAUCUCCAUAACUUAUUUAUCUUGGGCUUUCAAAACUUUAUACCCUUUGACCAAUAUGUUGCCAUUUCCCCUCUCCCCCUCCAGCCCCUGGUAACCACCAUCGACUCUCUGCUUGUGAGAGUUCCACAUUUUUUAGAUUCCACACAGCAUAAGUGAGAUCAGGCAGUAUUUGUCUUUCUGGGCCUGUCUUAUUUCACUUAGCAUAAUGACCUCCAGGUUCAUCCAUGUUGUGGCAAAUGACAAGAUUUCCUUCUUUUUAAAGGCUGAAUGAAAGAUUCCUCUGUAUGUGUCAGUGUAUAUUCUCCAAAUUUUCUUUAUCCAUUCACCCCUUAACAGACGCUUAGGUUGUUUCCAUAUCUUGGCUAUUGUGAAUAAUGCUGCAAUGAACAUGGGAUUACAGAUAUCUCUUCCAGAUCCUGUUUUCAUUUUCUUUGGAUAUAUGCCCAGAAGUGGGAUUGCUGGAUCUUUCAGUGGGAUUGCUCCAUCAUUUUAAAGAUGGGGAAACAGAGGCCCAGAGGAGGGAAGAAACAAACCGAGGGAACGAGAUUGAGGCACUGUGCUGGCAGGAGCAGGAAGACCUGCUAUCAGAGUCCGGGGCACGCACUGGGGCGAAGCGAGUUAGCCCACCACACUGACCAUAAGCCCUGAGGCUUUGCCUCUUGCUGGCGCCAGGAUCUCUGCAGCUUGUGGCCAAGAGCGUAGAUGCUGGAGUCAGACUUUCUGGACCUGUAAUCACUGUGGGCCUCAAUUUUCUCAUCUGUAAAACAGGAACUUCUGACACACGCUACAACUAGGAUGAGCCUUGAAGACGUUAUGCUCAGCGAGAUGAGCUUGGGCCUGGGGAACCUCUGAGCGCCCCCCACCCGCCUCCCCCAGGGGGACCAUCUGGAGCCCCGGCCCAACCCCGCAGACUCGCCGGGCGUCCACGAUUGCACCCAAGUGCGCGGUCCGAGAGCCAAUGGGGAGCUACCAGGGGGGCGGGCCACGCUGCUGCUCGUCAGACCCAGCGCUGGGCUUGCUGUGUUCCGUAUCCCUUGCUUUGCGAGGCUGGUCCGACCCCGCCAUGGGCCUGGAGCUCUACCUGGACCUGCUGUCCCAACCCUGCCGCUCCGUCUACAUCUUCGCCAGGAAGAACGGCAUCCCCUUCGAGCUGCGCUCCGUGGACCUGCGCAAAGUACGCGGGCCCCUCACCGCCGCGGACUCUCCCGCUGCAGAGCACAGGCUCCGGACGCGCAGGCCCAGCGGCCACGGCCCACGGGCCCAGCCGCUCCGCGGCACGCGGGACCCCCCCCCGUACCGGGGCACGAACCCGCACCCCCCGCAUCGGCAGGCGGACCCCCAACCACUGCGCCACCAGGGAAGCCCUCAGCUUGCAUUUUAGAAUAAUAUUCUGGCUGCUGUUGGGGGUUGGACUGGACUGUGGCCAGGGAGGAAGCAGGGAGAUUUGGAUAUUGCAGUAAUCCGGCCAAGGGUGACUUGUGGAGGAGGGCAGUCCACUGGGGCGGGGUAGAGAACAUGGCCUGCCCUGGGGGGAUAGGUCUUCUUUAAACUGGGAGCCUGGGGCCCAGGAAGGCCAAGCUAUUCUCAAGUUUUGCAGUAACUGAUCCUCUUGCCAAGGAGCUUUCUCUGAAUCUUGGGUUUGGGGACAGGGUUUUUUAUCCAGGAGGCUUGCUUAGAGAAUGAGGGCAUCAUAGCCACAGACUUCAGGAGCUCCAGGCUUGUAGUUUGAGGGGUUUGGCCCUGCAAAGGAAGUGGCGAGGUUCCAGGCCCCCCUGCAAACCUCUAGAUGGGCCCCACAGGGCUUCUGCUUUGCUGGAGGGAUUAGCCGGGAGUGUAAGGAAGGUUGGGGAGGGGCGGCUUCCUGAGGUGUGGACCUAGUCUUUGCUGGGUGCAGAGGUCCACACGCCCUCCCCAGCCUCCACCCUGUGCAGUGGGCCCAGGGGAGGCCGUGGCACCUCCUUUCUCCUCCUCUAUUUGUGUUCCUGGGGACACUUAAGUCCCUCCUCUUUCAGCCCCCUCCGCGAGUGGGGGAAGGUGGCUUGGGCCAACACUUUCGACUCUAAAUUCACUGAGCGUCUCCGCUGGAAGCGCCCUCGACGUCGUCCCUCCAGUAUCAUCCCCCCGCCCUAUUUGACUCAGGUAGACAUUGAGGUCCGGGUUAGGGGAUUGACCUGGAGGUGAGAAACUGUCAGAGUCCGUCUCCCUGUAUCCUCCCCACCAGAAAAGGGACCCCAGCCCAGAACCCCAGAGAGGGAAGGCGGGAGAGCGAGGCCGCCGCUGAUUGGUCCAAAGUUCUCCGGCACCAUCCAAUGGGCGGGGAGGGCGUGGCCGGGCUCGAUUAAUCAGGCUGCGCGCGGCCGCCGGCUGGGUGGCCGGUGGUCUCUGCCUGCCGUUUCUGCCCCAGUCCUGCACUAAUCCUAACCCCCGCCCCUGCCAUGGGCCUGCAGCUCUACCUGGACUUGCUGUCCCAGCCUUGCCGCGCCGUCUACAUCUUCGCCAAGAAGAACGGCAUCCCCUUCGAGCUGCGCACGGUGGACCUGCUCAAAGGCCAGCACUACAGCGAUGACUUUGCCCAGGUGAACCCCCUGAGGAAGGUGCCUGCCUUGAAGGAUGGGGACUUCACCUUGGCUGAGAGUGUGGCCAUCCUGCUGUAUCUGACCCGCAAGUAUGAGGCCCCCGACCACUGGUACCCCCAGGACCUGCAGGCCCGAGCCCGUGUGGAUGAGUACCUGGCGUGGCAGCACACGGCCCUGCGAACAAGCUGCACCCGGACCAUGUGGCAGAAGGUGAGCUUCGGAGCAGGGAGCCCUUCCUCGGUGACCAGGGGAUGGUGCUUUCUGUCUAAAGCAUUCCAUUCAGACCUGAGACCUGAGAACACUAAAUUCUAGAAUGCCAGAGAUGCUCCAGGGCAACCAACUUGUUUUCCAGAGGGGAAACCAAGGCACAGAGCCUGGGAAUGACUCCCCCAAUAUGUCUUGAUUCCUGAGCUGCUGGAAAUUAAUCUUGUGCCCUUUUGCCCACUCCAGGCUGCCUGGGAAUAUUGUCUUUUGGGAGAGAAAAGAAUCAAACCUUCACUUUGCUACACAUGUACUUUCCAGAUGGAGAGGUGUUAAGCGAAAAACCUCAAAGUAGGAAGAAAUAAGAUAUUUCACUAAAUGUUGAUCUGAUUUCUGGGUAUGCAAGGAUUUAUAAGCCUAGUAACAGUGGGAGACUUAAAGAAAAGGCUAAUCGAUUUUACACAAAAUCUGUGUAAGAAAAAAAAAAGAAUGAAAACAAGCAAAAAAAACUGGGAAAGAUCUUGGCAAAGAAAUGUUAGAAAGAACGUUAAAAAUUUUUAUUUUUUAUUUUUUAUUUUUAUUUUUGGCUGUGUUGGGUCUUCGUUGCUGCGCGCGGGCUUUCUCUAGGUGUGGUGCGGGGGCUACUCUUCGUUGCGGUGCACGGGCUUCUCAUUGCAGUGGCUUCUUUUGUUGCAGAGCACCGGUUCUAGGCGCACGGGAUUCAGUAGUUGUGGCAUGCGGGCUUCAGUAGUUGCAGAGUGCGGGCUCAGUAGUUGUGGCGCACGGGCUUAGCUGCUCCGUGGCAUGUGGGAUCUUCCCAGACCAGGGCUCGAACUCGUGUCCCCUGCACUUGUGGAUGGAUUCUUAACCACUACGCCACCGGAGAAGUCCGGAACCCACAUGCCGCAACUACUGACGCCCGCGCGCCUAGAGCCUGUGCUUUGCAACAAGCGAAGCCACCAAAAUGAGAAGCCCGCGCACCACAAGGACGAGUAGCCCCCACUCUUGCAACUAGAGAAAGCCUGGGCGCAGCAACCCAACGCAGCAGUAAAAAAAUAAAAAAAUAAAAAAAUAAAUAUGCUUAAAAAGAAAAAAUAAGACGCUCUUAGAAGGCCAUCAAAACACAGGAGAAAAAUGCGCAGAAGAAACCAGCAGAGAUGUAACUGAAGGACAGAGAGAAAAGGUCAAUAAAUGGAUGAAAACAUGCAACUUCAGUAAAAAUCAAGCAAAUUCACGUUAAAAGAGCAUGCAGAUACCAUUUUUACUUAUCAAACGUGCAGAGGUUUUUGAAAUGUGAACUCUGAGUUAUUGUUGGUAAAGCACUUACAUAGUGUCUGGCACAGAGCAGGCUUCCUGUGUGUGUGAGGGAGUGUGAGCUGGCCCCUGCUGCAUGUAUGGAACCACUGUUCUGGGGACCCAUUUGUUGUUGUUAUUGUUGUUUUUGGCCGUGCAGCUUGUGGGGUCUUAGUUCCCUGACCAGAGAUGAAACCCAGGCCCUCGGCAGUGAGCGCAGAAGUCUAACCACUGGACUGCCAGGGAAUUCCCUCUGGGGGUCCAUUUGGCACAAAGAAGGUUUCCAUAGCUUUGCAAGCUGUGGUGGGGGAGGAAGCCCAGUGCAUUUGAGGGCAGAAUGGAGAGAAGUCCAGGAGAAUGA
Messenger RNA from Physeter macrocephalus (sperm whale), 4949 nucleotides. Its product is annotated as glutathione S-transferase theta-3-like. The record is from RefSeq and is a predicted model, not a curated record. The coding region runs from base 2954 to 3406 and encodes 150 amino acids. Gene Ontology annotation, cellular component: cytoplasm. Lineage: Eukaryota; Metazoa; Chordata; Mammalia; Artiodactyla; Physeteridae. Gene Ontology annotation, molecular function: glutathione transferase activity. Gene Ontology annotation, biological process: glutathione metabolic process. The transcript has 4 exons.